AGGAAGAGGAGAGUGCAUGGUUAAGUGCUUGUGAGUGUGUGUGCGUGUGUGUGUGUACAGAAGAGAAUGAAAUCAGAUUCCAAGUGUGAGACUGAUUAAGCAGAGAGAUGCUGGGAGAGGAUGAGAAGUGAACGGGGCGAGGCUGCAGCGAGAGGUGUAGUGUGUGAGCAGAGGGAUGCAGUCAUGUCUCUGUGAGAGGGAGCAGCACAGCAACGGUAACCAUGCUGAGCCCCAAGAUAAAACAGGCACGCCGGGCACGAUCCAAGAGCAUGGUGCUCGGAGAGUUGUCUCGGCUCUCCAGACCCUGCUCUCCGCUGGACCAGGAGAAGAUGCUGAAGUCUGGUUGGCUGAAGAGGCAGCGGAGUAUCAUGAAAAACUGGCAGCUGCGUUGGUUCGUCCUGAGAACUGAAGCUCUUUACUUCUACAAGGACCAGGAUGAAAGCAAGGCACAGGGAUGCAUUCCUCUUCAGGGUAGUCAUGUCAAUGAAGUGCCUGCCAGUCAGGAUGAACCAGGUCGUCACCUGUUUGAAAUUGUUCCAGGGGUACCUGGUGAAAAGGAUCGAACUGGCAUAAGCCAUGAAUCAUUUCUGCUGAUGGCCAACUCCCAGACUGAAAUGGACGAGUGGGUCAGAGCCAUACGUAGAGCCAUAUGGGCUCCACUUGGUGGAGGUAUCUUUGGACAGCAUCUAGAGGAGACAAUGUCAUACGAGGCCCAGUGUGGCCUUCAGCGAGCAGUUCCUGUUCUGGUCGAACAGUGUGCAUGCUUCAUACGUGAGCUUGGACUCAAAGAGGAGGGUCUUUUCAGGGCCCCCGGGCAGACCAAUCAUGUUCGAGAACUCCAGGAUGCCUUUGACCGUGGCGAGAAGCCAGUGUUUGACAGUUCCACUGAUGUCCACACAGUGGCAUCGCUGCUAAAGCUGUACAUACGAGAGCUGCCAGAGCCCAUAAUCCCAUUCUCCAAAUAUGCACAGUUCCUCUCUUGUGCUCAACUUCUUAACAAGGAUAAAGAAAUGGGGAUCACAGAACUGGGCAAACAGGUGAAAUCCCUUCCUCAGGUCAAUUACAACCUUCUUAAGUACAUCUGCGAGUUUCUUGAUGAGGUGCAGUCGCACUCCGGUGACAAUAAGAUGAGCGUGCAGAACCUGGCCACCGUGUUUGGACCUAACAUACUUAGACCCAGAGUGGAGGAUCCGAUUACAAUGAUGGAGGGAAGUUCGCAGGUGCAGCACCUGAUGACUGUGCUGAUCAGUGAACACUUCCAACUUUACCCAUGUGAAGAGCCUGAAGCCGAGACUAAGAGUCAUCCACACCAACCAGAGGUCCAACGCUGCAAAGUGGAAUGGAUUUCACAAGAAGAUGCUGAUGUUCUGCCUUCUUCUGGCAUGAGCUCCAAAACCCCACAAGAGAAUACUUCAUCUCCAACCCCUUCCACCAACAGUGAGCUGACCACAUCAAGCCCCGUUUCGUCUGAAAAGUGUGAGGAUGGAUGGAUUGAGGGGAAAAAUAAAGGCAAGAGAGAUGAGAAAGUGGACAGAAAAGGAGAUAGCAAAACAGAAGGAGAAAGUGAAGCUGUUAGCCCCAGCAAACAGUCCAAAGCCCUGCCGUCCUGGCGGUGCUCCUUCAAGGGCAGCGCAGCCUCUGCAGGGCCCAGGGGGAAAAUAGGAGGCUCGGCCGGGGAUGUGUCCGCGGCUGGGGGGAGCAACUGGCUGAUGAAUGGCUUGUCAUCCUUCCGAGCACACAGGCGCACCACCUCAUCUGGGGAAAAGCUGAAAGACUCGACAUUGUCUCUGAAGGACUCCACCCUCUCACUUAAGGAAACCACUCUUUCACUCAAGGACUCGCAGAGAGACUCGGAUGAGAACUGUUCUCACGCAUCCGUGUCUCACAGAGGCUUCCACCAGUCCCACCGACUCUCCGCCUAUGAUAAUGUUGCUCCGUCCAGCUUAAGCCUGCCUGCUGACAGCCCACCCAUCUGGACAUCCUAUGAGAUCUCUUUGUCGGAGCCAGAGGAAAAUUAUAAAACGACGAUUUCAGAACAGAGUCAAGAGAAACCCUCGGUGGCGGUGGACAGUGCAAAUACUCUGGAAAGUGCAAGCGGCAAUGAGGAGGAUGUCACAGCAACCAAUGGAGAUUUCUCAAGUAUGCAGAUCGAUCUUAAGCAGGAACUGAAGAAACAGAAGAUGAGCUAUGAAACCUGCAUUUGCAAGUUGGAGGAGUCGUGUUCCAGAUAUCAGUCGCAGGUAAAUCGCCUUGAAGAGGAGCUGGACCAGGAGAAGAAGAAGUUUCACAUGCUGGAAAUCCGACUCAGGAACUCGGAGCGAGCACAUCAAGAUGCAGAAAAUCGAAAUGUUCUCCUCCAGCAGGAGAUGGAGGAAUUCUUCAAGACGCUUGGAGAUCUGACAACAGGAGCAACGCAGGCCAACUAGACCAGACCAACCUGCCUUCGUCCGGUCCUGGGGGAGCACAGCCACUGGGAAGACCAACCAGCCCCAAAGCUCUCGAGACCAAAUACCUCUAGUGCAGUGCUAAUCGCCAUCUUGCCCUUUACAGAACGGCUGUCCUGUGCCUACGCUGACCAGUGCCGGUGCCAAACAAGAAUUCGUCUGGACCAAGAACCCUCACUUUGUCAUUCCUUAACAUUUCUAGCCAUUAUAUAGAGUACGUAUACAUUGGACAGGUAGUUAUGUCCAAUUAUUUGCUCGUUUCAUUCAGUGACCAGUAAAGGCCUUAUCGAUAACAUGUCAAAGUAUUGUCAUUCACAUGCGUUUGUUUUCCAUGAAAUUCUAGACUAGGAAAAUAAGUAGAACAAUAUGAGAUAUUAAAAUGAAACUCUUUAUUUGCUGGAGUUGAAGGUAGACAGUUUCCAUAACUAGCGAGCUGAAUAAUUUAUCUGUGAGUGAGUCAUUGUUAGAUAAAAGGCUGAAAUUCACACGACUGUCCUUUGCAAAACAUACCACAUGAGCUUUUAGUCUUCGCUGACGGUGUUUGGCCACAUCCUCAUCAGUCCUCAGCACCAUCCCAGCGGUGCAAUAAAUAACUCUACAAUAAAUGUACCUGCACUAAUGCUCAGAGAAAACUCAUGCAACAGUCUAUUCUAUCUGAUCUAUGUUUCUUAGAGGAUGGAGGAGGGGGAAAGCCACACACACAAAAAGGAAGUCAAAACAGUCAGAAGUGAUGUGGCCAAAACAGGGCUCAGGACAAGUGUCCCAAUCCCCAGGGUGCAUUCUGGGAGUUGAUGGUAAAGUUUUACCGCUUUGAGCUCCAAAACCACGAAAUAUACAGUUUAGGAAUCUGAAUCGUUGAAUACAUAAAUACCAUGGCAGGUGGCAAAUACCUGUUUUCUGUUUCCCAGAAAACAUGCAUACAUCUACAGUCAAAUGUACAGGUUGUUCACCGACUACUAAUCCAUGAGUUAACUACACACACCCACACAAGAGCAUAUAAAUAGUACUUCUGAAUGAGAUGUACAUUAACAGAUACCUUCUAGCUUGAAAUAAAAAACUGGAGAAAAAAAACUACUUUGCAUUCUGUCAAAUCAUCUGUGCCAUGAUUCUGUUUGUCUCUAAAAAUGUGUUUGAUUGUUUGCAUGUGUGAGGUAGAACUCAAGACGUC
Molecule: messenger RNA, 3612 nt
Organism: Cololabis saira (Pacific saury)
Lineage: Eukaryota; Metazoa; Chordata; Actinopteri; Beloniformes; Belonidae
Gene: arhgap22a
Product: Rho GTPase activating protein 22
Exons: 10
Coding region: 222-2426 (734 amino acids)
Biological process (GO): activation of GTPase activity; signal transduction
Cellular component (GO): focal adhesion
Molecular function (GO): GTPase activator activity
Source: RefSeq, a predicted model, not a curated record